Astrephomene gubernaculifera is the source of this 2242-nucleotide messenger RNA. Lineage: Eukaryota; Viridiplantae; Chlorophyta; Chlorophyceae; Chlamydomonadales; Astrephomenaceae. The record is from the annotation of a GenBank genome assembly.
GUUCCAACAGGGCACGCUAGAAUGUUGCAAGAUUCGGGCAGUAAAGUACGAGCAAGGAUAGUAGGCCAUACUUUUAAAAGAAGCUACCUUUUGUUCGCAUGAUAGGCGACACAGAUAGUUCCUAGCAUCAUGAGUAGUUCCGGAUGUCCUGAGGCAGGUGGCGGUAUCGACGUGACCAUCGGCGAGCAAGUGCCAGGAAAUCCUGAGACAGCCGAGACCGCCGUAUGUCAGCCAAUGAUUGAUAUGCAAGAUGAGCAACAAGCAAAGUCCUCUGCAGAGCGUACAGAUGCCGCCACGGUCGCCGCCAACGGCGAUUCUGUCGCAGCAAACCAAGCCAGCACGGCACCAGAGACGCGAUCAAAGCGGCCAAAGGACCGAAGCAAACGUGCCGUAGCCAUACACACAGGAUACGUGGGCACCGGUUACAAGGGCUCGUCCAUUAACCGCACACUGGGUGAUGACGUCACCAUUGAGCAGGUGCUGGAGAAGGCCCUGCUGGCUGCCGGCUGCAUCAGUGAGGCGAACUUCGGCUCCUUCUCUAAGAUCAAGUGGAGCCGCGCCAGUCGUACGGACAAGGGCGUGCAUUCCCUGGGCACGGUGAUGGGGCUGCGCAUGCUGGUUGACGACUCCCGCUUCACCACUGAGCCCGGUGGCGACUGCGAGGGGGUGGAGCUGGCGGCAGCCAUCAACGCGCACCUGCCUCCGCAGAUCCGAGUGUUUUCGGUGCAGAAGACCAACCGCAAGUUCAGCGCUCGCCACAUGUGCGAGGGGCGCGUGUACCAGUACUACCUGCCUGCCAGCAUGAUUGACCUCAAAUGUGAUGGCAGCGAGGAGGACGCGAGGCGGCUGGAGGCGUUCCGGGAUGCGUUGCAGUGCUAUGUGGGCUACCACCCCUUCCACAACUACACGCGGCGGCAGAUCUACCAGCCCGGAGGCCCCAAUGUGCAGUACAGGCCAGGACGUGCGGCCGCCAAGAGGAACCGCGAGGAGGCAGCUCGCGCCGCAGAAGCAGCUACAGGCGCUGCGACUGACGGCCCCGGAACCGCUGAAGAAGCCGCUGCCCCUGGAACCGCUGCUGCUGCCGACGCCACGACAACAGCGGAGGCGGCGGUGACGGAGGAAGUGCCGGCGGUGACGGAGGGGCAGCAGGAGAAGGAGACGAAGGAUGCUGAGAUGGCUGAGGGGGCGGGGGCAGGGGGGGCAGAGAAGGCUGCUGAUGCCGGCGGCGACGCUGCCGCUGCUCCUUCUGCUGGUGAUGCGGCUGAGGCGUCUAACCCGGCAGCUGUCAUGGAGGCGGCUGAUGCUGAUGCUGAUGCGGAGCAGCCGCCAGCGAAGCGCCCCAAGACUGAGGUGACGGAGGCUGCAGGGGCUGCGGCGGGUAAGGGCCGCCAGCCUAACGGAGGAGGAGGACGAGGUGGUGGCGGCGGCCGAGGAGGAGGAGGGCGCAGGACUCGGGGAGCUGAUGAGGAGGAGGCGGACGAUGACGAUGAGGAGGAGGAUGAGGAGGGCGGCCGGGGGGAGCUAGAUGAUGACGACGAGGACGAGGAGGAGGUUGCUGCUGCAGCGGCAGCAGCAGCCGCUGACGGCGGCGCUGCCGAGGCUGCUGCUGCCACAGCCCAGACGGCAGAUGGGAAGCCCAGGCGCGGUGGGCGUUACGGCCCGGAUGGCCGCGUGGUUUCGCUGUGGUGGCAGGGCGAGGUGGACCCGCGGGACCGUGUGACGCACUCGCACUACCGCCGCAUCCACUCCUUCACGGCGGGGGAGCCGCAGCCGCUGGUGGAGGGCGGCACUCCCUGCUUGCUGCUGGAGGUGUCGGGCCAGAGCUUCAUGCUGCACCACAUCCGCCACAUGAUCGGCGGGGCGGUGGCGGUGGCGCUGGGGCUCUUCCCCAAGGACGUGCUGCGCGGCUCGUUGCACCCGCCUGCGCGAGUGACGCUGCCGCGCGCCCCCCCGCACACGCUGCUGCUGGCGGACUGCUCCUUCGGCCGCUUCCCGCAGCAACACGGCCCCGGCGAUAACGACCUGAUCCACAUCUCCGGCGAGCGGCUGGCCAUCCGCCCCGGCGGCAUCGCAGCCCGGGAGGCCUUCCGCCGGGAGGUCCUGCUGCCGGCGCUGCAGCAGCUGGUUGACCUGGCGGAGUGGGGGCAGUGGCGGGCGGCGCUGCAUGAGGUCUUCCCCUUCCCGCAGGCCGCCCAGGAUGCCUUCCUGGCCGCCUACCUGCCCUGGCGUGAGCGCAAGGAGC